UGCAAUCGCAAUCCUCCAGCUUUAGAAGCGCGCUCGCUAUUCAUGGCCAGGUGUAAUAAACCUACACUGAUAAUAGUUGUAUCCCGCUUGUUUAUCCAUGUCUGAGUUUGCCUCUCGAUCUUGAAGAACAUGGCCGGGCCACGACCUCCCAAUGCUGAGGAAAUAGCAUGGAUGCUGGAGCAUGCUGAUGAUAAUCGCGGUCCUAGUUUCAUUGCUUGCGCUACCAUCGCUGCGGUCAUAGGUACCCUCUGUGUUGCCUUGCGUCUUUGGUCACGACAUAUACAGCAUGGUCGUAUGUAUCUUAUGGCAAGCGACUGGUUCGCAGUGGCGGCGUGGGUGUCGUUAAUGGGAUAUGCUGUCUGUGGCUGCCUCGCAACUAGGUACGGAUUAGGACGUCAUGUUAUCUUUAUUACCGAUCAUCGUCUCUUCUCCAUUAUGGACCUCCUUUUUCGUUUCUUUUACGUACCGGUCGUAACCUUUCUCAAGUUGAGCAUUCUCUGCUUAUACAGAAAUAUUUUUGGGACCACGCGUUGGUUUCGUUGCCUAAUAUGGGUAGCAGCAGCACUGGCAGCUGAACUCGCAAUCCAGAGCACCUUCACCAUCUUUCUCGAAUGCAUACCACUUGCCCAUUUAUGGAACCCAACAUUACCUGCAAGAUGUAUAAACACGAGCAUCGUGGGAUCGGUGGCAUACGCUCAAAAUAUCAUCACUGAUGUCAUAAUCCUAAGUAUGCCUAUUCCACUAAUACGGGGGCUACAAAUAAGCAAGCAGAAGAAAUGGGGGUUAAUUUUCGCAUUUACAAUAGGUACCAGCACUUGCGUAGUGUGUCUCGUUCAAAUCAAGUAUUUCAGCGGUUCCAGUGCAAUAAUAGUAGAUGGCAGUUGGGAUCGUAUGUACCCUAAUUACCUUUCUACCAUCGAAUGUAUGACAGGGUUUAUUGCGACUUCUGUCGUAGUCUAUGGUCCCCUCUACCGACGCCUCUUUCAACGCCCGACUACGCCUAGUCAAGGACCUUUAUUGGAAGAUUAAAAUAUGUUAGAGUUACUAUGGAGAUAACGGUAUAAUACUCACCUUAUGGUUUACAUAACACCUGCCUACUUGAUGCCUUUGAGCAUGCUGUGGGUUAAACUUGUCGAGCUAGUUGGAUCUUGAAGUCUUAUUAUGUAGGUAGAUGAUUACAAACUUUACUAUUAUACCUAUAAUCUCUAUGCUGUGUACAACCGUGUUACCUUAGAAGGAGUAGUAUGAAUAUGUAGCCAUGAUGGAACUAGGUAUUAU
Molecule: messenger RNA, 1278 nt
Organism: Daldinia decipiens
Lineage: Eukaryota; Fungi; Ascomycota; Sordariomycetes; Xylariales; Hypoxylaceae
Exons: 5
Coding region: 130-1029 (299 amino acids)
Source: RefSeq, a predicted model, not a curated record